This is a messenger RNA of Vigna radiata var. radiata (mung bean), 2721 nucleotides long. Its product is annotated as receptor kinase-like protein Xa21. The transcript has 3 exons. NCBI's taxonomy places the organism in Eukaryota, Viridiplantae, Streptophyta, Magnoliopsida, Fabales, Fabaceae. The record is from RefSeq and is a predicted model, not a curated record. Bases 1 to 2721 code for a protein of 906 amino acids. Gene Ontology annotation, molecular function: protein binding.
AUGGCUGUAAGUCUAUUCAUGUUCUUUCUCAUUGUUGUUUCACACAACUUAGUGCAGAUGAUGCCACCUACACUCGCUCUAGCUUUCAAUUCAGAGGGUGACAAGCUAGCUUUACUUGCUUUGAAGCAUAAGCUUACCAAUGGAGUGCCUAAUGCUCUUCCAUCAUGGAACAACUCUUUGCAUUUCUGUGAGUGGCAGGGUGUUACAUGCGAACAUCGCCACAUGAGAGUCUCUGUCUUGCACUUAGAAAAUAAAAUCUGGGGUGGCAUUCUUGGACCAUCUUUGGGAAAUCUAACCUUCCUCACAACCCUCAUUCUUUCCAACAUCAACUUGUAUGGGGAAAUUCCCACACAAAUUGGUCGACUAAAGAGGUUGCAGCUUCUUGACUUGAGUCAGAACAAUCUAAAUGGUCAGAUUCCUCUACACCUUACAAACUGCUCUAACCUGGAAGUCAUUAAUUUGAUGGAAAAUAAACUCACUGGAGAAGUUCCCUCCUGGUUUGGAAUUGGAUCCAUGACACGGCUAAAUAAGUUGCUUCUAGCUGCCAAUGAUCUAGUUGGUACCAUCCCACCUUCUUUGGGGAAUCUUUCAUCCCUUCAAAAUAUCUCGCUUGCAGGAAAUCAUUUGGUGGGAAGUAUACCACAUGUUUUGGGUCGGUUGUCAAAUUUGAAAAAGCUGAAUCUUGGUUUAAAUAGUUUGUCAGGAUUAGUCCCUAAUUCUCUUUAUAAUCUUUCCAAUAUUCAAAUUCUUUCUCUCGCGGAAAACCAGUUAUCUGGUAUUCUUCCAUCACAAAUGCAACUUGCUUUUCCAAAACUUCUAGCGUUCUUGGUUGGAGUGAACCAGUUCAGUGGAACAUUCCCCUCUUCAAUAUCCAACAUCACCGGAUUGCAAGCGUUUGAUAUCUCCUCCAAUGGUUUUAGAGGGCCAAUUCCUCCCAUUUUCGGAAGCUUAAAUAAUUUUCAGCUGCUACACAUUGCUUACAAUAGUUUUGGAAGUGGGAAAGGUCGCGAUUUGGAUUUCCUUUCAUCAUUAACAAAUUGUACUCAACUGCGCACACUUAUUUUGGAUGGCAAUGGAUUUGGUGGUCAGGUGCCAGGUCUUAUCGGCAAUUUUUCUACCUACCUGAGAACUCUUAGUAUGGGAUUGAAUCAAAUAUCUGGAAUGAUACCUGAAGAAAUUGGACAGCUUAUUGGUUUAAUCGACUUCGUCGUGGCAGAUAAUUAUCUAGAGGGAACUAUUCCAGAUUCGAUUGGAAGGCUUAAAAAUCUAGGAAGACUGGUCCUGCAAGGAAACAAAUUGUCAGGUAAUAUUCCUACGACCAUUGGCAAUCUUACUAUGUUGUCUGAACUUUAUUUGAACACAAAUGGGUUCGUUGGAGGCAUUCCAUUAAGUCUCAAAUACUGCACGAAAAUGCAGACAUUUGGUGUUUCCACCAACAAUUUAAAUGGAAAUAUACCUAAUCAAACAUUUGGCAAUUUUGAAGGUUUGGUAGAACUUGGCUUAUCUUACAAUUCUUUCACUGGUUCCAUACCUUCAGAGUUUGGAAACUUGAAGCACCUUUCCCUAUUAUAUCUUCAAGGAAACAAAUUGUCUGGUGAAAUGCCCAAAGAGCUUGGUGCCUGUUCCGGGUUAACAGAGCUUGUGUUGCAGAGUAACUUCUUCCGAGGAAGCAUACCUUCGUUCUUGGGCUCUUUAGGAUCCCUUGAAUUCCUCGACCUUUCUAACAACAGCUUCUCAAGCACAAUCCCUGUCGAAUUACAAAACUUAACUUACUUAAUUACUCUGAACUUCUCUUUUAACCAUCUUUAUGGUGAGGUUCCCACAGGAGGUGUCUUUAAUAAUGUUACAGCAAUUUCACUCAUUGGAAAUAAGGAUCUCUGUGGAGGAAUACCUCAACUGAAGCUUCCUGCAUGUUCUAAGUUGCCUUCAAAGAAACACAAGUGGUCUUUUAGAAAGAAACUCAUCCUCAUCAUUGCAAUUGUCGUUGGAGUGGAUCUCAUAGGCAAUUUUUCUACUCACCUGACAACUCUUAGUAUGUGGUCGAAUCGAAUAUCUGGAAAGAUACCUGAAGGAAUUGGGCAGCUACUCAGUUUAACCGACUUCAUCAUGGUAGAUAAUUAUCUGGAGGGAACUAUUCCAGAUUCAAUUGGAAGGCUUAAAAAUCUAGUAAGAUUGGCCCUGCAAGAAAAUAAAUUGUCUGGUAAUAUUCCUAAUUGCAUUGGCAAUCUUACGAUGUUGUCUGAACUUUAUCUGCACACAAAUAGAUUUGUUGGAGGCAUUCCAUUAAGCCUCAAAUAUUGCAUGCAAAUGGAGUCAAUUGGUGUUUCCACCAACAACUUGAAUGGAGAUAUCCCUAAUCAAACAUUUGGAAAUUUGGAAGGUUUGGUAGAACUUGACUUAUCUUACAAUUCUUUCACUGGUUCCAUACCUUCAGAGUUUGGAAACUCGAAGCACCUUUCCGUAUUAUAUCUUCAAGGAAACAAAUUAUCUGCUGAAAUGCCCAAAGAGCUUGGCGCCUGUUCCGGGUUAACAGAGCUUGUGUUGCAGAGUAACUUCUUCCGCGGAAGCAUACCUUCAUUUUUGGGCCUUUUAGAAUCCCUUGAACUCCUAGACCUUUCUAACAAUAACUUCUCAAGCACAAUUCCUUUUCUGCUUAGUAGUGGAAUUUUGCGGUUCAAUAAUGAAAGAGGCUUUGGAAAUAAAGAACUUGAGAUAGAAUAA